GGGCGGCGGCAUCUCCUUCUCGCCGCCCGCCGGGCCGUGACUCACGGCGGGGGACGUGGACGCGCUGUCCCGCCCCGCGGCCUGCGCCGGCCCGAGCGCCGCAGCGUUCCCUGCGACCCGGAGCCGGCGGCGCAGCGCCGCCCGCCCGCGUCCUGCUGCCGGCCGGGCCGGGCCCGGCGGCGCUGGAAGGUGCUGGAAGGAAGGGGGACGGCGGCGGCCCAUCCCGCUGAGGCACCCGUGGUCUGGCGGGGUGCGGGCCGGGCUGGCGGCCUCAGCCCAGAGGGGCCCGGCGGACGGGAUGGAAGGGGUCACUCUCGGCCUGGGUCCAGAGCCCAGCGCCGGCCGUAAUGCGCGGUGUCUGCCGGCGGGGACUGAGCGGUCGCGCUGUCGGAGAGUCCCUUUCCUAAGGGGGUCCGAGGCGUCUGGGGAGCGGAGUCAGUUUCUCGUGGCUGCUGUCGUGCGUCUGAAGUGCCCGGGUUUCUGUCUGCUGUCUCCGGACGUGCUGUCAGGAGAUGUUUACUUGCUUUGUGGUAACUUGUUAGCUUUCCACUAUGCUCAGCUUGAAGUUCUCUGUGUCAUUCACCUGUUGCAUCCUGUCAACCCAGGUCGCGAGUUUUCUAGGACAGAAACUUGUCUGUACGGCUGUUAGUUUGCAUGGUGCUGUUAAAAGGGACAGCUGGGCUCUUCCCUGCAAGGCUUUUUUUGAGGGAGUCUCCAACACUGAGUCACGUUUCUGACUAACAGUUUGGAUCACUGUGUGUCAGACAGUUUCUGGCUAUGACUGCAGGUUAUGUUUGUCUGUAGGGAAGAGUCCUCUCGGAUCUGCUUUGUGUUCCAAGCAUUUUUUUGAGAAAUGUGAUGAUGUAGAGGGAAGGAAGAAGAAUGAGCCAACAUGAGCUGGGAAUAAUCUUUGUUUCUCUGAAGCAGCUACAAGGUACUUCCUGACUUUCAGUAGUAGAGAGAAACUAAGGACUUUGAAGAUAGAUGCCUGUGGCCCCUUGCUAGGCAGAAACAAUGCUGCAGCGAUGAGAUUAUAGUGAGCCCUUCUUGUGUGGCUUCCAUGGGUCCCACUCAACUCAGCACACAGGAUCAUGGGAAGAGAGUGGCAAGUGUAUUGGAAAUGGAGGAGGAAGGGCUUGCACUCUUCCCUGGCUCAGAGAACCCCCCUGAGCAUGCAGAAAAUCCCCCCUUGAAGCGGAAGAAGGGCCCAGCCCCUAAGAUGCUGGGAAACGAAGUGUGCAGCGUGUGUGGGGACAAGGCUUCGGGCUUCCACUACAACGUGCUGAGCUGCGAAGGCUGCAAGGGCUUCUUUCGCCGCAGCGUCAUCAAGGGCGCACAGUAUGCCUGCAAGAACGGCGGCAAGUGCGAGAUGGACAUGUACAUGCGCCGCAAGUGCCAGGAGUGCCGGCUGCGCAAGUGCCAGGAGGCCGGCAUGCGGGAGCAGUAUGUUCUGUCUGAAGAACAGAUCCGACUGAAGAAACUGAAGAAGCAGGAAGACGACCAGGCUCGGACAGUUGUGGUGCGUCCAAACCCUCCAAAUCCACCAAGCCCUUCCCACAAACUGACGCCGGAACAGCUGAGUAUGAUAAAAAAGCUUGUGGCCGCUCAGCAGCAGUGCAACCAGCGCUCCUUCACAGACAGGCUCAAAGUGACGCCAUGGCCCCAGAUUCCUGAUCCAAAUAACCGCGAAGCAAGGCAGCAGCGUUUUGCUCACUUCACAGAACUUGCAAUUAUCUCUGUGCAAGAGAUCGUGGACUUUGCCAAGCAAUUACCUGGUUUCCUGGAACUCACCAGGGAAGAUCAGAUUGCUUUACUGAAGACAUCUACCAUAGAGGUGAUGUUGUUGGAGACAUCUCGGCGCUACAAUCCAGAGAUUGAGAGCAUCACCUUUCUUAAGGACCUGAGCUAUAAUCGGGAUGACUUCGCCAAAGCAGGUCUGCAGUUUGAGUUCAUUAACCCCAUCUUUGAGUUCUCAAAGGGAAUGAAUGAGCUACAGCUUAAUGAUGCUGAAUAUGCACUUUUAAUUGCCAUCAAUAUUUUCUCUGCAGACCGACCGAAUGUGCAGGACCAGUCCCUGGUGGAGAGGCUGCAGCACACCUAUGUGGAAGCACUUCAUUCUUACAUUUGCAUCAACAGACCAAAUGACCGUUUGAUGUUUCCACGGAUGUUAAUGAAGCUGGUCAGUCUUCGGACAUUGAGCAGUGUCCACUCUGAACAGGUGUUUGCCCUGCGGCUGCAGGAUAAGAAACUCCCGCCCCUGCUCUCAGAAAUCUGGGAUGUGCAUGAGUGACUGCAUGCUCCCAGGGCGCUGACAUGCUGACAUAAUGCCAUCUCCCAGCCUUUGCUAACGAGAAGCCAGCCUCCCCUCUCCAAAGCACUGAACCCUGGGCUGGACAUGCAGGGAGUGAUGAGCCUGGGGUUUCAGUGUUGUCAUGAGACUAUGCAGGAGGCAGCUGGGCUAGAUCAGAUGGAGGGGUUGGUUUCGAUGUAGUGCCCAUACCCCAAAGGAAUAACAUGAAACAUUCGAAAACGGUAGAAAUGAAGACCUUUCCCCUGCCCCUCAACUCCUUUUUCUUCAGAGUCUUUCUCUUCUCUUAAGCAUAUGCUGAGGGUUUGCCCCAUUGAUCCUCUUCUUGCUGAUUAUGAAAAUGAAUUUGCAGGAACUUGCCAAAAGCUCUCUGUUGAGAGUAACCCAGCUCAAAAGGCUUCUGCAGGGUCCCCAGUGUACCUGGAUCUGAGGAGCUCAGGGAAGUCAGUGUGGAUGUUCUAGGGGUUUCACUGGGUUUCCUAUAAAUAAAAUCUCUUGAAUGUGCUGCCCUUUACAAUGAUUCCAAGAGAAGUAGCUUUUAUUUCUUUAUUAUGAGACUACAUCUCUAAAGCUGCCCUUUACUCUGGCCCUCCUUUGGAAAAAGGAUUCCUGUAAUGUGUAGUGCCCUUUGUCUAACAAGGAGGUCCUCUGGGUAGGGAACAUUGUGUAUCAAAAAGAUGUCAGGCAUAAAGUAGUGGAUUUUUUUUAACGUAAUGCAUCACAGUUUUAUCUCAUGGCAGUUCUCAGCUCAAUUUACCUUUGAUUUGCUAACAGCUGGACAACUUUAGUUCAAAACAAAUCAGGGCAUAGAUUUUAUCUUUAGGGAUGAAAUAGAAGGAAGAUAAGUGGGUAGGCCUCGUACCUAGGUAAUGGGGGUGUGGUGGAAGAAUCUCAAAAACUUCCAAGAAUCUGGAGCAUGUGGUAUGUGUUCCAAGGUGGGUGUGAAGAUGUAUUGACCAAGGAGAGAGGACACACUGCAUUUAGUGAAAUAUGUGAGCACUGCAUAAGCUGUGGGCUGCACAACUCUCAGAUCACAGGCUGCAGGAAUAUUGGAUGUAAUCAGAUCCACUUGCAUCGUCUUCCUUUUGCCAAAGUCUUUCCAAGGUACUUGCUCAAGGUUUCAGUGGUGAUCAUGGGAUAUGGAGAUCCCUCCUGUAUGAGGAGUGCCAACUCCUUCAGAAGGACACUUGGGUCUUGUAUCCUUUCGUCACUUUGGGCAUUGUGAGAUCCACACUGGAUUUAUGGCCCAAGUUUUAAGUAUCCACAUCCAUAAGUAUUCUAGGAUUUACAGCAAUAUUUUGUCUGGCGGAAUAGAAAUAUACUGUUUUAAACAUGUUCCUUAUUUUCCAAGAAAAAAUCUUAUGGCUGAUCUCAGAGAUGUAACCUUAAAUAUCCUGGUAGCUUGGUCUCAUGACUCUUCUCUGUCAUAGGGGUCUAUGUUUGCUUGCCCGGUGAGCAUCCCAAGAGCAUAGGUUCACAUGGCUCGGGGUUUUUUUGUCUGUCUGUUUUUUGGUUCGUUUGUUGUUUUUUUUUUGGCUGUGUAUCUGAGCGCUAUGCCCGUGGUGAGGGUAUCGUGUCCAUUUUGCACUUGAGGUUGGUCCCCUGCCACUGGCCUUCACUCUGCACCUUUGUAAAGCACUUGUAACAAUCUGUAAAAUAAUCUGUUGUUUUUUAUAACUCAUUGCAAUUGCAAAAAUUCUUGUUUAAAUCUGUAUUUUUAACUAAUCUGUUUGAGAAAUGUUAAUGUUUAUAUAAAAGAAUAAAGCCUAAUACAGGAUUUUGACAUUC
This is a messenger RNA of Agelaius phoeniceus (red-winged blackbird), 4096 nucleotides long. The record is from RefSeq and is a predicted model, not a curated record. NCBI's taxonomy places the organism in Eukaryota, Metazoa, Chordata, Aves, Passeriformes, Icteridae.